Monodelphis domestica (gray short-tailed opossum) is the source of this 5224-nucleotide messenger RNA. It is a transcript of the gene SFRP1, whose product is annotated as secreted frizzled related protein 1. Gene Ontology annotation, molecular function: Wnt-protein binding. Lineage: Eukaryota; Metazoa; Chordata; Mammalia; Didelphimorphia; Didelphidae. Gene Ontology annotation, biological process: canonical Wnt signaling pathway; non-canonical Wnt signaling pathway. The record is from RefSeq and is a predicted model, not a curated record.
AGAGGAUAGACUCUGAGGGUUCUUCUAACAAGAGCACGGGGCACACUCUCCAGCCUGCAGCCUCCGGGAGUUGGUGCUGUUCACCCCGCGGGCCAGGGAAGGAAGGAGGGAAAGACGGACGGACCGGGCUGUAUUGCCUCCGCUCCCUUCCCCUCUCCUCCCCACCCAUUGCCCACCACCCACCUACCCCCAGCAGGAAGAGUACAAGGUUUCCUGGGUUGGGCAGGAGUGUUCAGCAACUGUGUGGGUGGGGGCUAGGGGUGGAGGAGGCUUCUUUUGUCCCCGAGGAUCACUGGCAGGAGCCUCCAAACUUUCUGCACAGUGAGACCUCUCUGAGACCAGAGAGAGCAGUGACAAAGUUGAUCUGAGUGUGGGUCAAGGAUGGGUAGGGCGCACCACUCCUGGGGCUGCUGCUGGCCCCCAGUGGGGGUACUAGUGGCCUUUGCUGCCGGGCUCUGGGCUGGUGGCAUGGCCAGCGAGUAUGACUAUGUGAGCUUCCAGUCGGACAUCGGCUCCUACCAGAGCGGGCGGUUCUAUGCCAAGCCCCCUCAGUGUGUGGACAUCCCAGUGGACCUGCGGCUGUGCCACAAUGUUGGUUACAAGAAGAUGGUAUUGCCCAACCUGCUGGAGCAUGAAACGAUGGCCGAAGUGAAGCAGCAGGCGAGCAGCUGGGUGCCACUGCUCAACAAAAAUUGUCACAUCGGCACCCAGGUCUUCCUCUGCUCUCUCUUUGCCCCGGUCUGCCUGGACCGGCCCAUUUAUCCAUGCCGCUGGCUCUGCGAGGCUGUGCGGGACUCCUGUGAGCCCGUCAUGCAGUUCUUUGGCUUCUACUGGCCAGAGAUGCUUAAGUGUGACAAGUUUCCAGAGGGAGACGUCUGCAUUGCUAUGACCCCUCCAAACACCACGGAGGCCUCCAAGCCUCAAGGUACAGCUGUGUGUCCACCUUGUGAUAAUGAGAUGAAAUCUGAAGCCAUCAUAGAGCAUCUCUGUGCCAGCGAGUUUGCACUGAGGAUGAAAAUAAAAGAAGUGAAAAAAGAAAAUGGAGACAAAAAGAUUAUCCCCAAGAAGAAGAAGCCACUGAAAUUAGGACCCAUCAAGAAGAAGGAACUUAAGAAACUCGUCCUAUACUUAAAGAAUGGGGCUGACUGCCCUUGUCACCAGCUAGAUAAUCUCAACAAUCAUUUCCUCAUCAUGGGGCGGAAAGUGAAGGCCCAGUACUUGCUGACGGCCAUCCACAAGUGGGACAAGAAAAACAAAGAAUUCAAAAACUUCUUGAAGAAAAUGAAAAAUCAUGAAUGCCCCACAUUUCAAUCAGUUUUCAAAUGAUUCCCUCCCAAAGGGUGGGUUUGAGAAGGGGGAGGGUGGGCUGGGGUAAGGGGUGGGGGGAGAGCAUAGUCCUGGAACCUUGGUGGUUCACACAUAUGGCUCCUUCUAUUAGUAAUGGAUGUUGUGUCUGUUGAUUUUGUUUGUGUGUUUGUGUUUGUGUGUGUGUGUUCUGUAAUUCCCUUCAAAGCUUCCACUUCUGUAACUUCCCCCUUACCUACCUCCCCUUCCCCUGAAAUGCCUUCCCCUCCAUCAUUAUCCCAACUUCUGAGACAAGUCAUUAUUGAAAAUUAAGAUAUGGGGUCUAAGAGGGACAAAUGAAAAUGAAGAUCUGCAUCAUCCAAAGCCCCACAGGCCCUAGCUAAAACCAGGUACAGAUCCAUUUCCACCAAGAAGUUUAGGAGGAAAGAGUCUGCCAGGGAAAAGGAUGGUGGUGGUGGUUGGUGGGGAGGGGAAGGGACAAAAGAGAAAGAGAGGUGAAGCCAGAUCAUUUUUUGAAUUAGGCAACGAGAAAACCCUCCAAAUGCCAAAUUCUACAACUUUGCUCAUUUAGCUGAUAAAGUGCUCAUGAAUCCAUCAGCAAAAAUCUACCCUGGGGGAUGAACCAAUUCUAGCUAGUUAAUAAAUCACAUUGCACCUAAUUAUAGGUUAUUUUCCUUUUCUCUGUUUCUGUUUAUUUUUUUAACUUCAGACCAAUAAAGAAAUAUUUGCAGAGAAGAAAAUCUUUAAAGUACAGUUUGUAGGUCCCUCAACCCUCCCUCAAACUAGCAACAAAGCCACAUCAAUGCAUGCCCUCCCCAAAAGUUUGGCCAUGAUUUCUUCCAUCACCUUUCGAAAGAAUUUCCUUCUUUCUGCAUGCCAUGCCAUUCACAGCCACUCUCAGUUCCCUUCUUUGUAAUGCUUCAGGAAGGGCCAGGUUGCAUGGGCGAAGGUCAGAUUUUCCUGUGCUUCCUGUCAAGCAGAGGCAGUACCGUGGGCAUGAUGCUGCUGACAUGAAACAGAUGAUGUUUUUUCAGUGACAGCACUUUCAGACAGAGCCUGAAGGCAAUACUUAGCGGUUCCAAAGAAACUUGUUUAAAGGGGGGAGGGGGCUGGAAAGCUGUUUUAAAACAGCUUUGCAAAUAAGUACUCACCCAGCAUAAAUCACAGGUUAGCCUGGGUAAGGAGCCCAGGGCUCUGAUUUCACCAACCAUCCUGUUUAUGUACCUCCUAGGGAGAAGGAGAUCUGGCAGUUUUGGGGUUGUUUUUGCAUUAGUUUAUAAGGCUUAAAAAAAUCAAAACAUUUCUCUCCAUCUAACCCUCCCUCUAUUUUGUGGUUCAGUGCAGAGGAGAGGUAAAGACAGACCAAGAUUCCUAGAUUGUUUUUAGACUUCUUUCCAUAAGAGUGGCAUUCUGUCUAGGAAGUAUUGGCUGGUUUUUGCAUCCAAUCAUAAUAGUAAUUGCAUUCAUAUAGGGCUUUAAAGUUUGCAAAGUGUUUUCCAUGUAAUUUUGUUUGAUUAAAAUGAAAUGCUGGGGAGAAGAGAGGGGUUUGACAAGGCAGAAUCACUUUGUUUGGGCACAUCUUUUUGGUUCCUUUACACUUUGGCCUCAAAAAAGCAAAUUAAGAAACACUCUACUUUAAAUCCCUUGUUCUACUGUGUGGAAGCUAGUUAUUUGAAGUUAAGAUCCUUUGGGUGGCUCAACAACAAAUGUCGAACUAAUCUGCCCAUCUCAUCCCUCCGCUUUUUCAGGCUCUCAUUUCUGCCCAGUGAAUUUUCAGCUAGCCACGUGCAAAGAACACAACUCACCAUGCCAACAGUUUUUCCUCAGGCCCCUCAAGAGACUUCUUAGAGCCAAAGUGUUUGAAAAAUUGUGUUAAUGCUUCACUUUAAAAAGGACCUUCCUUUUCCUGGAACCUUCUAGAAAGACAGUUAUUUUCCCCCCUUGUGUUUUCUCUGUAACCCCACUUAGAUUAGUCACAAGACUUUAAAAAGUGAGAUCAGUUAUAACUUCUGAAGUCCCAUUAGAUACAGAACUUCCUGGGAAGAUGCUGGAAAUACAGUCUCCAGCCUGUGGUAGAGUUGAGAAGCCAGGCACUGGUUACACAGGCCAGAGACAAAAGCAGCCAAAAGCCAUUGAAGUCUUUCUAAGAAUUCCAUUCCAACCCACAAUCUGCCCCUCGGGUUGCCUGCUUAAGAGUUAUCAGUCACCAUAAUAUAAUUAAUAAGUGAUAUUAUCUUUUGAACGUGUGGCUCCCCUGUCCCUGAUAAAGUUUGGAGAGGACAAGAUAGGGUUGAUAUGAUUUGUAUGUGAUAUUUCAGAUGAGGAUUUUGUGUUUUUUAUUGAUUUUUACACAUGUAUGUACAUUAGUUGAUUAGAAUUAAAAAAAAAUUUUCUUGUCAUCAAUUAAACUUAAAAGCAAGUCCAUGACUUACAUGGAAUAGAUUUUAGAUUUGAUAAUUGAUUGUAAACUCAGACAUUCUUUUCUGGUUUGCCUGACAUUUUUGAUCAAAUUGAUACACCCAAGAAGAUGUUUUUACAAACAAAAUGUGACAGAGACUUCUUUCCACAAUUAUCUCGAAAAAAAAAUUCUGAGAUAAUAGUUGAUUCUAGUAGGUGAAAGAAAUUUAUGGAAGAAUGAGAGGUUACAUCUUGCUAAUCUCUAUUUAGUGAGGAUUCAAAGACAGCUAAGUUAGGAAAGAGCUAAAUAGUAAGAAAAUGUGGUUUUCUAUUUCUUAUUAUUUUCUUUAGUCUACGAAUGGCAUCUGCUAGUGUGACCUCAUCCUCCAAAUUCCUGGAUUUGGGGCUUUUACUGUGCAUAUUACAAAGACUUUCAGUUAUAUAUAGCAGCCAGCCAUGUCUGGGACCCUGCAGCAGUUUCCAGAAAAGAUGGAAGUUUGGCAAACUUUUCCCUCUCCAAGGGCACCCUUUCCAUCCGAGAUUUGGGCAUUUCCUGAAGCCAGAGCAAACUCAAACCAAACCUUUGAACAGAACCCUUGGUUGUAUCCCCAAAUAUUUCCACAUGGAGCUGCCCAGGAUGAGAUGUGACACCUUUUGCAAGUUGACCUAAAUGCAAAAAGUUAAAGCAGCCAAAGUUUAAAAGUCAAUGUAACCCCCUUUUCCCUGAAAUCACCAGCCUUGUUUUGGUAAUAGGCAGGACUGAGAGCAAGCUCAUAAAAAAAUCAGAGCUAGCACCAGAAGAAGAUGGUCUGUAUGGUAUAAAGGGGAAACUGGUGGACUCCUUAAUGGAACCUUGGUUCUAUCUCUUGGUACCAUUGGGGAACUCUUUUUCCUUGGGCAGAAACCACCCAAAAUGUUUGACCCACCUACAGUAGUUCAUGCCAGGACAUGGUCAAAAAACCCCAAGCAGCUUAAUUUUCCUUGUUUCUUCAAAUUGCAGAUUUUCUACCUUCAUUAAAAAAAAACCAAACAACAACAAACAAAAAGAAAAACCUACAGACCAACCAAAAUAGAUUCUCCCUCUCUUCAGGCCUCCAAAUAGCUAGAAGAGUGGCUGCUACCAUCUCAGGAGUUUCUAAGCUUCCUUUGGUUACUGUCAUUCAUAUUUUCUGAGUAUCUGUUUGCUAAGCAGUCUUCAGGUAACAUAGCAGGAAAGGACUAGCAGCACCUACUCACCAUCUGCCAGCAACUGCAUGGGACACAGUGGAGAAAUCGUACGUCCCUCUGGAGUCCUCAAAUUCCCUUCUCUUAUACUCCAUAUCUUAUAUGAAAGCUUUGAAUACUGUGAAGAUGUUUUCUAUUCCAUCUCAUUUCAGCAUGUUUUUUCAAACUGCAUUACUUUACCAGAUGUUUUGAUGUUAUCACUUAUGUUAAUAGCAAGUCCAAUAUUUGUUCAUCUUAUUCUCAUGCUUUUCCUGCCAUGUAUCAAUAUUCACUUAACUAAAAUCACUCAAUUAAUCAA